Messenger RNA from Cephus cinctus (wheat stem sawfly), 712 nucleotides. RefSeq names its product nuclear nucleic acid-binding protein C1D. Bases 229 to 636 code for a protein of 135 amino acids. Gene Ontology annotation, biological process: regulation of gene expression; maturation of 5.8S rRNA. Gene Ontology annotation, molecular function: RNA binding; DNA binding. Gene Ontology annotation, cellular component: nucleolus; exosome (RNase complex). Lineage: Eukaryota; Metazoa; Arthropoda; Insecta; Hymenoptera; Cephidae. The transcript has 3 exons. The record is from RefSeq and is a predicted model, not a curated record.
UCAUUGGUCGGCAUCGUUUAUAACAUGACCGUCUGGUUUCUAAUAACUUUUUCACAAUGACCGACUAGUCUGUUGGACGUGAAAAGGUACCUUUAUAAUUGUUGAGUAUUUCUUUGUUGAUUGCCUUUGAAGUUGUUACAAAGUUUAUGAUUUUUAUUGUUCAUAUAAAGCUACACGGUGUGGAUUCUUUCAACAAAGAAUAGUUACAAUAUAGGUUUCACAGGAAACAUGGACACGGAUUUUGCAGAACUUUCCAACGAUGCAAACCUCAUUGCACGAAUGACACAGUUUGGCAAUGCAUCGGAGAAUAUACAAAAUUUUUUGAAACUAUCUAAUGAUCCAAAAUUAUAUGAUAAAUUGUCUAAUUCAGAAAAGAUACAAUAUAAUUUGUUAAUGUCGUUUAGUAUAAACAGUCUGUUUUGGAUGUACUUACGUGCUGAAGGAAUUGAUCCAACAAAGCAUGAAAUUAAAUCUGAAAAUGAUAGAUUGAAACAGAGCAUGGCCCGUGCUAAGCAGAUUAAUGAUAAAAAUACUAUAAUGCCUAGAGUUAAUAGAGAUGUUGCACAACGAUUUAUAAGAAGCGGAUUAUGGGACGCUAAAGACAAAAGAGAUAAGGAUAGGAAAAUGAAAGACUAAUAAGUAAUUGACUUUUGCAAUAAUGUAUUGACAUAUUUGAAAAAUGUAUAUAAUAAAUUUUAUAAAUUUAGUAUAA